This is a messenger RNA of Formica exsecta, 2281 nucleotides long. RefSeq names its product angiotensin-converting enzyme-like. Gene Ontology annotation, biological process: proteolysis. The record is from RefSeq and is a predicted model, not a curated record. Gene Ontology annotation, cellular component: plasma membrane. The transcript has 10 exons. NCBI's taxonomy places the organism in Eukaryota, Metazoa, Arthropoda, Insecta, Hymenoptera, Formicidae. Gene Ontology annotation, molecular function: peptidyl-dipeptidase activity; metallopeptidase activity. Bases 394 to 2271 code for a protein of 625 amino acids.
UAUAUUUUUUAAAUAUACAAUUCGCGCAUACAUACUUCUUCAUUAUAUAUAUAUGUCGUAUCUUUCAUAAGAAAGCGCUCGAAAUCUCAUUUUCUCAGAAUAGGAAAAUAAAUAAGAUACAGAGUAUUUUCCUUUCGAUAGGAUGGGCUGAUGAUUAAAACCAGAAACUGGGGAUUGUAAUAAAAAGCAAUUUGCCGACGUAGAAUAAACAACGCGUAGGUUUCUCAAUUAAAUAGAUAUAUAUCUCCUGUUACCUAGAAAAAACACGAAGAACGGCGCAAAUGCGAACAGAAAACAUCAAUUGGUCUUCGAAUACGCGGAUGAGAUAAAGGCUCUCGCUCGUUCACGAAAGGAUUAAUUCUUUCCGAUAAUGCGACGUUAUCGUACUGUAAUAUGACAACUGAUUCGAGAAAGUGUUCGCGAAAUAAGUUUUUUCUUUGUCUCGCCGCAUGCAUCGUUCUUCAUAUCAGCGAUGCUGUCUCAAAAAUGCAAGAGAUUGAUUACGGAAUACUCGAUCGGAUCAACAACGGGUUUGAAUUGCUGAAUCGAGCGAUCGCUAAUUUAGAGUGGCAAAUCCUCAAAAAUCGUUCGAUCGUACCGCCAGAAAUGUAUAUGCGAUUUGUCCAAUUGAAGCUAAAUUGGAGAAACGAAUGGUGCGCAAAAUUUAUGGAUCUUCGAAAUAAUGGCGUAUCUGUAAAUCAAAAGUUGCUGCGCUUUUUGUGCAAAGGACCAAAAUAUACCAAUGAAAUGGCAAGAAAGAUUGCUGUUAUCAACGAAUUCUUAUCGUCCACAUAUGACUCUGCACAGAUUUGCAAAAUUGAAAACUAUAAACGGAAGUGUUAUAAUGAUGAAUUGGACGUGACAAAAUUAAUGGCUACUUCAAGGAAUGAAAAAGAAUUACGUUGGAUUUGGACUGCUUGGAGAAAUCGCAUGAGUCAUACAAAGGAAUUUUUUAGACAAUUAGUUGAUCUUCAAAAUACUGCUGCACGAAACAAUGGCUACGUUGAUAUCGGAGAAUAUUGGAGGGAAGAGUUCGAGAUUCCAGAUUUGGAGAGAAUGUUCAAAGAAAUGUAUCAACGAGUCGAGCCAUUAUAUCGUCUUCUUCACGCUGUCGUGAGAUUUCGACUUGCGAAAUUGUAUCCCGACGUUGUUGAUAUGUUCCAGCCAAUUCCCGCUCAUUUGUUAGGUAACUUGUGGUCGCAAAGUUGGGAAGCGUUGAUCGACGUGGUAUUUCCAAAUUACACCGCGAUCAUGCCAAACUUGACGAAUUCGAUGAUACAAGAAAAUUAUAAUGUCAUUAAAAUGAUAAAAAAUGCAGAUGAUUUUUACGUGUCUCUCGGAUUUCCGUCCUUGACGCCAGAAUUUUGGAAAAACUCUGUUUUCGAACAAGAAAUGAGUAAGAGAUCCAGCUGUCAUGCAACUGCUGUCAACAUGUACAAUAGAAAUGAUUUCAGAAUUAACGCAUGUUUAGAGACAAAACCAGAAGAUUUUAAUGUUAUUUAUCAUGAAAUUGGUCAUAUACAAUAUUAUAUGGCGUAUCAGAAUCAGUCAUCAUUUUUUAAGAAUGGAAUCAAUAGCGCUUUCCAUGAAUCGAUAGGAGAUGCCAUUUCGUACGGUGCAAUUUCCUUUCGACACAUGCGGCGUCUGGGAUUAAUACGCAACGCAUUUGCAUCAUUCGUCAAUUCAUCCGAGACCAAUUCGCGUUCGCAGAAUUCAUUAGAAAUAGCUAUCCUCCUAAGACAAGCUCUGCUUAAAAUACCGCAACUGUCUAGCGGAUUAAUAAUAGAAAAAUGGAGAUGGUCUGUCUUCGCCGGCAGGACGAAACCUUCGAGAUACAACACAUUCUGGUGGACUUUGCAUCGUCGAUAUAUGGGCGUCGUGCCGCCAUCGCGGAGAUCCGAGAAAUUUUUUGAUCCUAUGGCAAAAUUUCAUGUCGCUCAUAAUAUACCUUAUGCUGGAUAUUUUCUGGGAAACUUCUUGCAAAUUCAAUUAUUCCAAGGAAUGUGCGAAGCAUCCUUGGGUCUGAGAAUUGGUUCCACGGCGUUUGAUUUACCUCUUCACACAUGCGACAUUUAUAGAUCGAAGGAUGCGGGAAAGUUCUUGAGGUCGACGAUGAAACUUGGAAGUAGCGUGGACUGGAGACACGCGUUACGCGCGAUAACGGGAUAUUCCAAGUAUCGUGUGGAGCCGCUCUUAGCCUAUUACGAGCCGGUCCGCGAAUGGCUGCAACGCGAGAUAGAACAUCAUAAGAUUCCAGUUGGUUGGGAUUGAGACGAGCUAA